Molecule: messenger RNA, 6066 nt
Organism: Nematolebias whitei (Rio pearlfish)
Lineage: Eukaryota; Metazoa; Chordata; Actinopteri; Cyprinodontiformes; Rivulidae
Gene: rb1cc1
Product: RB1-inducible coiled-coil 1
Exons: 23
Coding region: 406-5262 (1618 amino acids)
Biological process (GO): autophagy of mitochondrion; glycophagy; positive regulation of protein phosphorylation
Cellular component (GO): extrinsic component of membrane; phagophore assembly site membrane; Atg1/ULK1 kinase complex
Molecular function (GO): molecular adaptor activity; protein kinase binding
Source: RefSeq, a predicted model, not a curated record
GCGCGUUCACGGACCGCUCAUCGGCAGAUGACAACAAAACACGGCAACCGAGACGGUGUUAGCGUAGUUAGCUACUGGAGAUAAAUAACUGGUGGUGUAGUCUGUGUGUUACCUAAUCACGGCUAGAGUGUUGUCGUGUAGAACUUUAUAGAAAUACGCGUCGUUUGUGCGACUAAAUAUGGUUGUCAGAUCUUUUCUGUCUUAGUUCUGCCAACGUUAGCUAAGUGGCUCUCAAAGCUAACUCUAAAAAUGCAGAGCUUAAACGGGUUAGCUAGCUAGCCUAUGUACUAGCUUGUUAGCUAGCCGACACAGGCGAAGACCAAGGAGAUGCGAGCCCAGUGAGGUCUGCAGAGCGUGACUAAAUGAGCAAGACAGGCAAACUGGAAAAACUCUGGGAGGCUCAUCAUGAAGUUGUAUGUGUUCCAGGUCAACAAUGGCAGCACAUUGACAUUUGACACUGACCUUGCUGUUCAAACUGUACUGGAGCUUAAACAUGCCAUCCAAGCCAAAUAUAAGAUUGCAGUUCAGCUUCAAGUCCUGGUGGUCAAUGGAGGGGAAUGUAUGGCUGCAGACAGACGAGUCUGCAGCUACAGUGCAGGCACUGAAACCAACCCCAUAUUCCUGUUUAACAAAGAGAUGAUUUUGUCUGACCGGGAUCCAACAAUCCCCAAAACUACCUUCUCGAUUGAAAGCGAGAUUCAGUUGAAGGUGGAGGAGUCACUACUGAUGCCAGCUGUCUUUCACACCGUUGCCUCGCGAACACAACUUGCUCUGGAAAUGUUUGAAGUUGCCAAAAAACUUUGCUCUUUUUGUGAACGUUUGGUUCAUGAUGAACAUCUCCAACAUCAAGGCUGGGCAGCCAUCAUGGCCAAUCUGGAUGACUGCACCCUGUCUUAUCAGAAGUUGCUCAUGAAAUUCAAUACAGCAUACACUAAUUAUCAACACGACCUGGAGGAAAUUAAAGUUAAGCUUUCAAAGUUAGGGACUUCAGUUUCUGUCAUGGCCAGGAUACCUCUGCUGGAAUGUUUGACAAGACACAGUUACAGAGAGAGCAUAGUGAAGUCCAGUUUAACCCCAGAAAAGGAUUCAAAUGAUACAGAAGAAGAAAAAUCCACUGACUCUGUGCUCGGCACUAAAACACCGAUGCCCUCCAAGUCAUCAGCUUCUUUGUCUGCUUCGGGUACAGCCACAUGUGAGCCAGAUAGAGAUCAGGAGACAAAUGAAAUGACUGACAGUGGUGGACUAAGAGCUGCACUUUUAGAUGAUGACACUCCUGAGCUUGCCAGCCAGUCCUCGUUCAAUGUUACGCUGCUGGACUGGAUCAACGUACAGGACAGACCUAAUGAUGUGGAAUCUGUUGUGAGGAAAUGUUUUGACUCCAUCAACAGGCUUGAUCCACGGAUCAUUCAACCUUUCCUGACUGAGUGUCGGGACACAAUUGCAAAGCUGGAUAAUCAGAACAUGAAAUCCAUCAAAGGGCUUGAAGACAGAUUGUAUGCUCUCGACCAAAUGAUUGCAAGCUGUAAGAAGUUGGUAAAUGAGCAGAAAGAACUUGCUCAGGGGUUUUUGGCCAACCAGAAGCGCGCUGAAAACCUGAAGGAUACAUCUGUUUUGCCUGAUCUGUGUCUGAGUCACACCAACCAGCUGAUGAUCAUGCUGAACAACCACAGGAAGCUGUUAGACAUUAAAAAGAAGUGCACCACUGCCAAACAAGAACUAGCAAACAACCUUCAAGUCAGACUCAAAUGGUGCUGCUACGUGAUGCUUCAUGCAGAUCAGGACGGAGAGAAGCUUCAGGCUCUCCUCAGACUUCUCACAGAGCUAAUGGAAAGAGUGAGGGUGGUCGAGGCUCUCAGUACUGUGCCCCAGAUGUACUGCUUGGCAGUUGUGGAAGUCGUGAGGAGAAAAAUGUUUAUGCGCCACUACCGAGAGUGGGCAAAUGCUCUUGUGAAGGAUGGGAAACAACUGUAUGAAGCAGAGAAGUUCAAAAGGGAAUCUUUUGGAAAACUUUUCAGGACAUCUUUCCUCCGGAAUCGAUUGUUUAAAGGACUUGACUCAUGGCCUCCAACUUCAUUUUGUACGCGAAGGCCCAGAAAGUUUGAUGAUGAACUUCCAGACAUCUCACUUGAUGACCUGCAGUACUUGAAAUCGUGUUGUCCUGUAGAGGUGCAACCUUUUCUUAUGGUCCCUACGAUGUGUGAUUUUGAGCCUUUAAAUCACCAUGUAGAGUCCCUUCAUCAACUGGUCCAAGCUGCACAGAGUGUGGAUGAAAUGUCUCGAACAAUUACUGACUUACUAAGUGAACAAAGGGCAUCCUGUUGUCAGAGUGCCCAAAGAUCAACAACAUUGACUUCACAGUCUGAAAGCAAGCAUGGCAGCACAGCAUCAAUGUUCUCUAAAACACCUCCUUCACUUAGCCUUCAGGGACCCAGCUGCCAGCCUCUACAUGUACCAAUCCCAGCUUCUUUAGAGGAUUUAUCUCCAGACAGCAUUGAUGCACAGACAUUUGACUUUGAAACCAUAGGCCAUCCAAACAUGGAUCCUGUCCUGCAGCAAGGAUCCCUUGACUUGGACUCUCUUGCAGAGAGCCCUGAAUCUGACUUCAUGUCUGCUGUCAAUGAGUUUGUGAUUGAAGGGAACUUGGCCAAUCCCAUCAGUGACCCUACCAGCCCUGAGAUGAUGGUUGAGUCGCUGUACGCCUCGGUUAUUAAUGCAAUUGACAACAAGCGAAUGCAGGACACUACAACACUAGAGAAAGAGAACUCCGUAAUUGCUGAGCUCCAUAAAGCUGUUGAAAAAUACAAAUUUGCUGCAGAAGAGUCCCACUCUAACUUAAGAAGUGUAAAAGGUGAUCUGUACUACUUAAGAGAUCUAGUAGUGAAAGAACAACAUGACUUUGGGUUAGCUCUGCUUAGCAUGAGUUCAGAAGUGCACACUACUGUAGACCAGAUGCACCAAACUCAUGAAACUGAGUUAAAAGAGCAGCAUCAAUGUGAGCUACUAAAAGUUCGGCAGGAGCUUGAGAAGCAAGUUCUUGCACUGACAGAGGAAAACCAAGUAAACCAAAGUAUUGUAAGAGACGUGCAACGCGCAAUGCUGGAGCUCGAAGGGCUUAUGGAGCGCAAAGAGAAAGAACUUACUCAGCUUGAGAAUGAAAAAGAGCGAUUGGUUGAAAAAGAGAGUGAUCUCACUCAUCGGCUCAAAAACCUUGAGCAGAUUAUCGGCAAUCAAACAGAAGAGGUCAAGAUGCUUUCUGCUUCGAAGGACUCCCUGACCAGCCAGCUUGAAAACCUGCACUUAGAGAUUGAACGCAGUCAGCAGAAGAUUCGACAGGAGAUGGAGGCUGUUGCCCAGUGCCAUUUAAAGGAGGUGGAGGAUAGAAUGAAGCAAGAGCACAAGACUGAAAUUGACAGCCUGAAUAAGAAUAACCAGGUGGCUCUGGAAAAUGUUGCUAUUGAAAGUAGUACAAAGUUAACUGAGGCAACCGAUCACCAUGCCGCUGCCAUUAAAGAGAAGGAGCUUCAAAUCAAGGACUUGGAAGCUCGAUGUACAGAGCUUGCAGAACUCCGCUGCAAACUAGAGGUAGAGCUAGCCCUCAAAGACUCCGAGACAGAGGAGGUCAGAAUUUUAUUUGAAGAAGCCAAGAGUCAACAUGCAGAGGCAAUAAAUACCCAAAUUGAGGCUGAGACCAAAGUACUUGGAGAUGAGUUGGCAAAUCUCAAACAACAGCUUCAAGCAAAAAAUGAAGAGUAUGAAGUGGACAUGGCGGAGCUGAGAACCCUCAUGAGGAUUGAAAAGGACCACUGCAUUUCGGAACUGGUGGACAGGCACGAGGAGGAGGCUGCUCUGUUACACACCAAGGUCUCUACCCUGCAGCAGCAAGCCCAGGAUGCUGAAAGAAACCAUGCCGAGCAGCAGCAAAGCCUCAAAGAGGAAUUACGUCAGCAAGUGGCUGCUCUUAGUGGAGAAAAAGAGAAGCAGUUGAAGAGUUUUCAUGACCUGGAGCAGGAGUUGAGGACUGUUAUCAACAAUUUGCAGGCAGAGAAUGAGCUGCACUCUAAAAAACUAGAGCAGGACAAACACGCAAUUCAAAAAGAUGAAGACAAAGAAGCCGCCUCAGACGUUGUACCACUAGAAGCCUUUAAAGAGUUGGAGCAGCAGAAGGAGAAGAUUGAGAAGGAACUUUUAGACAAAAUUAAACAACUUGAGAAAGAGGUUCAAGAGAAGUCAUCAUUAAAAAGUGAUGAAGGGUUGUCGCUGCAUGCGGAGGGCCGUGCAGAUGCAGCAGCACCUCUGUCUCUUGACUCAGCGUUGCAAGAGCGCCUGCAGCAGGAGAGGGCCUCCCUGCUAACUCAGUUAGAACUCCUUGAAAGGAAGAAAAAUGAGGAGAUGCAGAACCUCAAGACAUCCCUGAUCGCAGAGCAGCAGACAAAUUUCAACACCGUUCUAACCCGAGAAAAAGUGAAAAAGGAGCAGAUUAUCAAAGAGCUCACAGAGAAGUUUCAGGAUGUUACGCAGCAGCAGGACAAAGACAAAGCUCUUAUAGAAACUCUGUCUGAGGACCGGGCAAGUUUGAUGCAGGAAAAGAAACACUUGGAAGAAGAACUUAACCGCCUGCGCAACACUUCACUAGUUACCUCCACCUUCUUUUCCCCCAACCCGUCAGCUCCAGAUGCUUCAGAAGCUGGAGCAGCAGCUCGAGCUUUACCAGUUGCUGAGGGUUGUUUUUCUGAGUCCCUGUCUGAGACGGACAGACUGGCCUCUGUGGCAACCAUUCGAGAUGACGACCAUGUCGAUUCUGCAGUGGAAGCCAGCAUGGUGGCUGUCCAUGACAGUAUGAUGUCAGAGGAGAAACAACGGAUAAUCUUACUGGAGAGGACUUUGCACAUGAAGGAAGAAGAAAACAAGCGCCUCAGUCAAAGACUGAUGUCUCAGAGCAUGUCGUCCGUGUCAUCACGGCAUUCAGACAAAAUCGCCAUCAGAGAUUUCCAGGUUGGCGAUUUAGUUCUAAUCAUCCUGGAUGAAAGGCAUGACAACUACGUGCUGUUCACAGUUGGUCCCACCCUCUACUUUCUCCACUCCGAGUCCCUCACUGCACUGGACCUCAAACCAGCAUCAGGGACUGCAAGACGCCCGUGGGUUCUUGGAAAGGUGAUGGAGAAGGAAUAUUGCCAGGCAAAAAAGGCCCAGAACAGGUUCAAGGUUCCUUUGGGAACCAAGUUCUACAGAGUUAAAGCCGUUUCCUGGAACAGAAAAGUAUAAUACCUAAUUAAUGAGCUAAAGUGUAUAUUUAUUUUGUUUUAUUUUCAAACAGAAACUUCACAUUUCCUACAUUUUACUUCAAAACACAUUACUAAUGGCAAGAUGGAACAUCAUGCCAUUUUUCUGUUCAAAAAUAUACAUUAUUAUAAUUAUUAUUAUUAUUAUCAUCACGUUUUUGUUUUCUUAUAAACCCAGAUUUGUUACUGUGGACCAAAUGCUAUUAAUCCUCUCAGGGCGCUGCCUCUACACUGUGGCAUUAUGCCCUUUGAUUUGUGUGUGGAACUGAACAAAAUUUGGAUGUUAAAUAUUAGUUCUCAUUAUCAGCAUUUGUCCUUUUGUGGUAAAUAAUGUAAUUAUCAACAUAAAUACAUUUAAAAAAACAUUUAUAAUAAACAUUAAUGGAGGAAUGUUCAUGGCAUGCAUAUUGAAGUUUUAAUUUACUUAUCAGAUAAAUGUUGUAGUUGAAAUGUAGUUAUGCUGUAUGUUACUCACAAUCAGUAUGACUGUCAAUACUGAAAUGUACAUGAUGACUGACUGAAGGAAGCAGUCAGCUUUGCAAUCCUUGAAAUGCACUUUGAAAACAAUGCUUUUAUUAAUUUGAAAAGGGAAUUUAAUUGAGCUGUCAGAACUAGGUAAAUAUAUCAGAACAAACUUCUCAUUAUUAUAUAAUAUUGACAUGUAGAAAGGAAAACAUUGUGGCUGUGUGUCAUGAUCGGGAGACGUUGUAUAUUACUCAUUAAAAAAACAUGUAACAAUAAAUGACUGUAAUGUAAAGGAUAGAGUUUUGAAACAAUAAAGGAUUGA